AUGCAGCCGCGCUCGCCGGCUGCGGCGGAGGCCGAGGCCGCCGGCGCCACCAUGGUGCCCGGCGUGGGCGGCGUCGAGCCGGCCGUCACGCUGGACCAGGUGCCGCGCUGGAGCGACCCCGACCAGCGCAUCUUCCUCGCCUCCACGCCCGACGAGGCGUCCGCGGAGGGCGCCGGAUCCGACACGGCCUCCGCGUUCGGCUUCAUCUCCUUCUCCGACCCGCUCACGGUCGACGACGGCGCCGGUGGGGGUGGCCGCGCCGGGGGCGCCUCGCGCUUUCCCGUCGACCAGGAGAUCAACUCCAGGAUCUACCUCUGGCGUGGCCAGCCCUGGAACCUCGAGGUCGACGCCGUCGUCAAUUCCACUAACGAGAGCUUGGACGAGGCGCACAGUAGUCCCGGGCUGCACGCUGCUGCUGGGUCAGGGCUCGCCGAGGAGUGCGCCACCUUGGGAGGUUGCCGAACUGGGAUGGCCAAGAUGACCAAUGCCUACGAUCUGCCUGCAAGGAAGGUCAUCCAUACUGUGGGCCCCAAAUAUGCUGUCAAGUAUCACACAGCUGCAGAGAAUGCACUUAGUCACUGCUAUCGGUCCUGCUUGGAACUGCUCAUUGAGAAUGGUCUUGAAAGCAUCGCAAUGGGUUGUAUAUACACAGAAGCUAAAAACUACCCUCGUGAACCAGCUUCUCAUGUGGCAAUAAGAACUGUUAGACGUUUUCUGGAGAAGCAAAAAGGCAAAAUAACUGGUGUUGUUUUUUGUACUACAUCAUCAUCUGACACAGAGAUAUACAAACGAUUGCUCCCACUAUAUUUCCCUCGGGACAAGCAAGAGGAAGAGAUUGCGAUAUUAAAGCUCCCAGCUGAUGUUGGGGAUGAGAAUGGUGAGACGGUAAUAGAUGAAAGGAAAAUAAGAAUAAGACCUUUGCCUGCUGGUGUGGUAGACAGAACAGUGUCUGCAACUCUUGUUGAUCUUCCUCUUUCUGAUUCUGGAUCGGCAUUGAAAAGUUAUCGUGGUGGAGUUGAUAUUGAAGGACGCUCGGUUAUGGUGGUUGUUGGUGCACACUUUCUUCUUCGAUGCCUUGAUCUUGAGCGGGAGUUUGAACCUUUGAUUCAGAAGCCAUAUACAAUUGUAUAUUUCCACUCCGCAGCAUCAUUACAACCGCAACCAGAUUUAGGAUUCAUGAAGCGGUUACAACAAAUACUAGGACGGAAACAUCAGCGCAACCUUCAUGCAAUUUAUGUACUCCACCCAACAUUGGGUUUGAGAACAGCUGUUUUGGCAAUGCAGAUGUUUGUAGAUGGAGAGGUCUGGAAGAAAGUUGUAUAUGUGGAUAGGCUUGUGCAGCUGUUCAGAUAUGUACCACUUGAGCAACUUACAAUUCCGACUUUGUCUUUCAGCAUGAUCUGGAGGUGA
This is a messenger RNA of Miscanthus lutarioriparius, 1410 nucleotides long. The record is from the annotation of a GenBank genome assembly. NCBI's taxonomy places the organism in Eukaryota, Viridiplantae, Streptophyta, Magnoliopsida, Poales, Poaceae.